Molecule: messenger RNA, 1353 nt
Organism: Pseudogymnoascus verrucosus
Lineage: Eukaryota; Fungi; Ascomycota; Leotiomycetes; Thelebolales; Thelebolaceae
Exons: 2
Coding region: 194-1129 (311 amino acids)
Cellular component (GO): cytoskeleton
Molecular function (GO): actin filament binding
Source: RefSeq, a predicted model, not a curated record
UGACAGGAUAACAAGGACGGCAGUGUUAUCCGGAUUUCUUGUACUUGUAAUUGAGAUGUAUAUCAAUGGGGGAUUCUCAAGGCUUGGAGCAUGCUUCGCUAAGAAACUCAGAUCAAGUCCAUAAAGUACACCAAAUAUCCUGCUGCACACACACAUAUCACCUCAAGCCAACUUACUAAAACCACCACCCAUUAUGGAGGCGUCAACCGUUACCUCGACCGUGACUAGUACCCACGAAGAUAUCAGUGGGAAGCUAUUGCCUAUUCCGGCCGAUACGCCUAGCUCGCAAAAUACAGUGGCCGACAACGGCAGCAGCUUCUUCGAGGAGGUGCAUUUUUUAGGCGACAAGGCGGGCAAGGUCACCAUCCGCUCUCCCCCGCGCUUCGAUAACAUCGAGGACCAACGUAAAUAUCAGAAGCAGCAUCUCGCCGUCGCAUUCCGGGUUUUUGCCCGCCAGGGCUUCGACGAAGGUGUUGCUGGCCACAUCUCUCUCCGUGAUCCCCUCAAUCCCGAGUACUUUUGGAUCAAUCCGCUCAGCACGCACUUUUCGCAAAUCCGCGUUAGUGAUCUUGUUCUCGUCAAUGAGCAGGGUGAAGUACAGCCUGAAGGCGCACAGGCGGCCAUCAACGGCCCAGCCUUCGCGAUCCACAGCGAGAUUCACAAGGCGCGGCCAGACUUGAACGCCGCGUGCCACGCGCACUCGGUGUAUGGGAAGGCAUUCUCGUGCUUUGGUCGGCCUAUUGAGAUGAUUUACCAGGAUGCGCUACGCUUCUACAACGACCUGGCCGUGUACCCGCGCUACGGCGGCACCGUCAUCUCGACUGAAGAGGGCGCACGUAUUGCGAAAUCGCUGGGCAACUGUCGCAGUAUUAUUCUCCAGAACCAUGGCAUGAUUACAUGCGGAGCGACGGUGGAUGAGGCAGCUUUCUUGUUUAUUGCUUUAGAUCGCUGUUGCCAUGCGCAGUUGCUAGCGAAUGCGGCAAGUGGACCUGGCUGGGAGAAGAUUAUUAUUGGCAAGGAGGAGGCCGAGAUGACGCAUAAGAAGAGCGGGAAUUCAAGUAAGAUGUGGCUUGCAUUUCAGCCGUAUUAUGAUCAGGUGGUAAAGAAUGAGCCGGAUGUUUUAACAUAAGGGGUAUUUGAAUAGGUUAUUGUUUUAUUUAUUUAAAGGGGUAUAUACAUAUUUUAGACAGUGUGCAGCGAAUCGUGACUCGGCAUGAUUCGCCCCGAAUCAGAUUCGAAUCAUGAUCUGAUUCGGGCUAUUUCUCAAUGAUUCGAAUCAUGAUUCGAAUACUUGCCAAGAUACAUAAUAUGUCCAAGCGUCUAGCGGUGAAGGCUUGUCGCCGUCCUCAAUAU